Messenger RNA from Olea europaea var. sylvestris, 5600 nucleotides. RefSeq names its product protein MODIFIER OF SNC1 1. The record is from RefSeq and is a predicted model, not a curated record. The transcript is spliced from 13 exons. NCBI's taxonomy places the organism in Eukaryota, Viridiplantae, Streptophyta, Magnoliopsida, Lamiales, Oleaceae. The coding region runs from base 437 to 5248 and encodes 1603 amino acids. Gene Ontology annotation, biological process: epigenetic regulation of gene expression.
UUAGUCAAUAGAACGGGUCUUUGCGUUUUUUUCCUUCGUAUUGUUGCGCAUAAAAUUGGGAACAUCUUUACUAAAAAGGGAUUUUUGGCACCAAUUGUAUGUGUUCCAGUGAUUUCUUCCAGGAUAAAUCGUCGCCACCACCCCAAAAUUGGAAGUUGUAGGAAAAAGGGGCCGAUUCACUCGUAAGAUUCCGUCCAGCCUUAUUGCCAUUCUCUUCUUCUAGGAAGCUAAAGCCAUAAAGAGAAGAAAUCAUCAAAGUUCCUUGGAAGUUCUCUUGGAAUGCUGGCCACCUCUCUUGUAAAGCUGGAAUAUGGGCAUGAUUUCAAUCUCUGAAUAAGAAGCCAUGAUUUUUCUUCCCCCCCUUGCUCUUAGUACUGCUCCCUAAUCACAAGCCACCUAAAAUAAUUUUGGAUGACAUUGGGACUUAAUUUGAAUAAUGGCUUCAAGUAUGUUGGCUGGAGAGCGGAGGUGGGCUUCUGCAAGAAGGGGUGGAAUGACUGUUUUGGGGAAAGUUGCUGUACCAAAGCCCUUGAAUUUACCCAGCCAAAGGUUAGAAAAUCAUGGUUUGGAUCCCAACGUGGAAAUUGUUCCCAAGGGUACGCUUAGCUGGGGAAACCGCUCAUCUUCUUCUGCAUCAAAUGCAUGGAGUUCUUCUAUGCAGUCUCCAAAUGCUGACGGUGACACUAUUUCUCCUAGUCAUCUCAGUGCCCGCCCUUCAUCUAGUGGAAGUUGUACUCGACCAUCAACUGCUGGUAGUGAUAGAACUCAUGAACCUACAGCCAAUUCGUGGACUCCAAAUUCUAGACCUUCAUCGGCUUCUGGGACCUUGGCAUCAAAUCAGACAUCAUCGACGUCUUUGCGUCCUAGAAGUGCAGAAACCAGACCUAAUAGCUCACAACUCUCGAGGUUUGCAGAACCUGUGUCCGAAAGUUCGGUAGCAUGGGGUCCAAGUAGUGCUGCGGGAAGAUUGGGUGUGAAAUCUUCCAAGGAAGAUGGGUUCUCUCUGAGUUCUGGGGAUUUUCCUACACUUGGUUCUGAAAGAGACAAUUCUGUGAAGGAUAUUGAAUUACAAGAUCAUGUCUCUCACGAACACCCUGGCUCUGCUUCUGGCAGAAUAUCUCAGACAGAUGGGAAGAUCACAACUCCUCAGGAUGUUACCAAGAGUGGAACUAAUAAUACAUGGAAGAGACAUGGUACCCGAUCUACAGAGGAUGGUAUUCAUCCUAGCAUGGAGAAGUGGCAAGGGGAGCCCCAACAAUAUUACCACUCCAAUGUCCCCCCUCAGCAUUUUGAUUCAUGGCGUGGUCCUCCUAUAAAUGCUCCACCUGGCGUUUGGUAUAGGGGGCCUCCUGGGGGACCGCCAUUUGGAGCCCCUGUUGCUCCUGGUGGCUUUCCAAUGGAGCCAUUCCCUUAUCAUCGUCCUCAAGUUGUACCUGUGCCUUUAGCUGGUUCACAACCUGUACCUCCACCAGGUGCUGCUCCUAGAGGUCCCCAUCCAAAAAAUGGAGAUUUAUACAGGACGCAGAUGCCCGAUGCCUAUGCACGCCCAGCUAUGCCAUUUAGGCCUGGGUUUUACCCUGGUCCAAUGAGUUAUGACAAUUAUUAUAGACCACCAAUGGGCUAUUGCAAUGGCAAUGAACGUGAAAUUCCAUAUAUGGGGAUGGCUGCAGGCCACCCUGUGUUUAAUAGAUAUCCUGCCCCAAGUGCUCCUGAUCCUAGUUAUUCCCAUGGCAGACCGGAUGGGCGUGGGUCCACAGGCAAAGCAUUGUCGGAAAAAGUGGAAGCUGAUCAUUUAGAGGGCCCUCAAGGACCCCACAACAUUCCGCCAAAGAAUCAGAAAGAGUGGGAUACGAAGGAGGAAGGGGAAAAUUGGGAACAAAAUUUACGAUCUAGUGCCUCACAUCGUGGAAAGCAUGGUCUACUCUUGAUAUCAUCCCGGAAAACUGAGUGGGGGGCUGAUGAUGAUGUAGAUGAAGAUAUAUUUGGUGAGCAGACAACACCACAUGAGAAAAACACUUCUCAUAAUUUUGAUAGUCAUUCUACGAACACCAUCAAAGAAAAGUCGUCCAAAGGUAUAGGCAAUUUCAAAGCUGCUAAUGACAAUUGGACAAAGAAAUCAGAAAUUGUGGCACGUUUUCCUCCUGAACCACCACAGCCAACUCUAGCUAGUGACAGAGAUACAUCUUUGCUGGCCCCAGCAAAAGAUUCAGCUCUAAUGCAGAAAAUUGAAGUUUUAAAUGCAAAAGUCCGUGCAACUGACGGACGUCAUGAUGUUCCUGCUGCUUACAACAGGGAAGAGCAAAGGAGUGGGUUUCAAGUUGCUGAAGCCAAGUUUAAUAAUUUUACUGUUGAAGCUGGUAGUACUGCUGGAUCUUUUGAAAGGACUUCUGCUUCUGGAGAUUUUGUCCCUGUCCCCCACGAAGUGGUUGUUCCAGUCGGGGAUAAGAUUUCUCAGUCUGCGGCUCUUGUGUCUAGGAGAGCAUAUCAUGGUGGGCAAGGUAGAGUUGACCAUCACUAUAAAGGAAAGUUCAACAACCAGGAUGAUGAUGGAUGGCAGAAGAAGUUUGAUGUGAUUACAGCUUCAAAUAUUGAAUCUUCAGAUGAUAUUCAUGCAUUUGGUACAGAGGAUACUGAGAACUCAGUGAUCCAUUCGGUGAUGGAUGGAGGACAACCUUGUGCAGAGUCAUAUGAUUCAACUGAUAUCCAGGCACAGCGUGCAAAGAUGAAAGAGACAGCAAAGCAACGUGCCUUAGAACUACAGAAGGAAGAGGAAGAAAGAACGAGAGAGCAGAAGGCGAAGGCUUUGGCUAAAUUGGAAGAACUGAAUCGGCGAACACAAGCAGGCGAAGCUGGAAACCAGAAAGCCGGAAGAACUCAGGGAACCCAGAAUGCGGAGACAGCUCUGGUGAUUGGUGUCUUCCAGGGAGAGCAAAAAGAAACACGUGUACUUGGUGAACAAGCAAUGGUUAACCUCAAGUUCCAGGCACCUGGCCCUACUUUGGUCUCGGAGUCUGACAGAGAAAGCAGUGCUAGCCAUUAUAGACAAUCUGCUAAUAUUUCCAGAGAAUUACACAUGGAGACACCUUGGACAUCUCAUUUGGAACACAUUUCUCAUGGUCAGUCUUCGCCUUUGAAACAGGAUUCUUAUAAUAUGGGUGCGAAAAACGCAUUUGAAUCUACUGAUGAAAGUGUCUCUAGACAUAAGCACAUAUUUUGUGAACAAAAGCCGAAUGAUCCAUCACAGAAGAAUUCAAAUGAAAAAUCAUCUCUAAGCGAGGCUCCGAAAGAUCUCACUGAUGUACGUGUUAAUGACGUUACCUUGACGGAGGUUGCUUCAAGUGUCAGAGCAAGUGGUGAGGCAAAUGCACCGAAUACCUCUAUUAUCAUGGCUGAACCCACCACACAUCAGGGAAGGAAAAAUAAUAGGUAUAGUAAGAAUAAGCAGAGACUGGACGAGGCUGCAGUCAUCUCUCCAAUACCGUCAGUCACGCUGGAGGAGACUAAUCCUGCAAAAGAGUCCAUUGAAACUGGAAAGUCCAAGGUUUUGCUGUCUGAUUUGGAUAGCUCAGUCUCAACAAAGAUUGAGCCUGAUGGAGGAUUGCAAGCUUCUGAGGUGCAGUCUACUUUCCACGAUGAAGCAGUCCAUAGCAGAGUAAACAAACAGUGGAAACCUCCAUCCCGCAGAACGCCACAAAGUCUACAGGCUAAUAGGAUAGUGGAAAAAUUUCACAGCAAUGACACUAUAAUGUGGGCCCCAGUCCAUUCACAAAGCAAAGUUGAGAGUGCAGUUGAAGCAAGUCAAAAAUCAUCUACUGAAUCUGUGACUUCAGUGAAGAUUGAUAAUCUGGUGCAGAAUAGUUCAAAAGGCAAAAGGGCUGAAAUGGAGAGAUAUGUUCCGAAGCCUGUGGCUAAGGAGCUGGCACAGCAGGGAAGUUUUCAACCCAUGCCAUUUUCAACUAGUACUACACCAGAAGAAGCCGCUGGGAAAGCACAACCUGAGUCAUCUAAAUCUGCAAGUCCACCACCCAACAGCUCAGCAACUGGAAUUGUUAGGUCUGGUGUAGACUUCAAGGAGGGAGAUGGCAGGCAUAACAAGCAACGAAAAGCACAUGGAACAUGGCGACAACGGAAUUUUACAGAACAUGGAACAUCGAAUAGUACGAGUGUCCAUCAUGGACCAUCUGUUACUUCUAACCCAAGCAAGGACAUUCAAAGAUCCACAGACCAAAAUCAAUUUGUCAAGCGUGAAAUAAAUGCACCAAAAGCUGAAUCUCAUAGUUCCAGAGAUAACAACACGUUGGAUAGCAGUAACAUGUCCAAUGUUAUUGAAUCAGCUGCAGCUGGAAAAUCUCUUGCUGUGAAAGAUCAGGUAACAACAGGUAGAGGAAAGCGAUAUCUAUCGAAGGGCCAUAAAAGCAUGGGAAGCAGUAAUGAUCCUGAACUCACAAACACUGUUCGUAGUGAAUCUGCAGCUACUGAUGUGAACCAGACGGACAGAACUAUUUCUAUUUCUUCGAAAGAAAGUCACAGCUCUGGGGAGCGAAUGUCGUCUCAUUGGCAGCCCAAGCCUAACACAAAUUCAGAAAAUAAUCAGAACCGAGGCAGAGCUGCUGGAACUGGAACUAUUAAUGUGGGAACUGAUAGGGCUUCAAAAAGGGAUCUUCGUGCCAAGAGUAAGGUGCAUGUUCCACCUCAAGAUGACAAGAAAAGCUGUGAAGUUGAUCGACCUCAUCCGGAUGAUUCUGUCCCCAAAAGUAAUAUGGCUGUUGAGCCUGAUGUAGGGCAUCAUCAAGAGUUGUUCAGAGAGAGGAAGCCUGCUCCAGCGAAAGGACGGCCCUAUUCCCCAUCGCAAGUUCCUGUUGGAGUUGGUGAAUCAGCUCCUGCUGCUGCUUACACAGCUGGUGAGAAUGACCCUAAUUUUUCAUCUGGUUUUAAGAGGAUUGGAAACCAUAACAGUCGUUCUAGCAGAGGCCAUGAAUCUCAUGGAGAUUGGUCUUCAGGUCAUGAUAGCCGGCAACACAAUGUAACUGCAUUUCGUGAAAGGCAGAGGCAGAAUGUGCAUUACGAAUACCAGCCAGUUGGGCAGUAUAAGAAUGGCAAAACUGAGAAGCAUGUAGCAUCUGGAGAUGGAUCUAAUGAUGUAGCCCCAAGAUACAGAGAGAGAAAUCCGAGUCACUCAAAGCGAGAUGGAGGAAAUUUUCACAGGCGUCAAGGUGGUCCUGCCCGGAUCAAUUCUGGUCACGACUAAAGGCUGGAAUUAGGCCUCCUCUUUUGUGAAGCUAAUCUUCCUAAUAUUGGAGUAGUUUGAUUAAUCAAGUAUUCAGGUAUUUGCCAGUGUAGAUUUAUGCUAUGUUUUAGUUUGGCCACGCACUUGUUCAAUCUGUUGACUAAUACCAUUAUGUCUGGUUGUGUGUUAAUGCCAGGAAAUAUGAUGUGACAAUAUCUUCAUUUUACUACUGUAGUAGCUGACUUGGAUAUCGUAAUCUUGUUCAAUAUCUUCAUUUCACUACUGUAAUAGCUGACUUGGAUAUCAGUAAUCUUGUUGCUAUUUGUAACCCGAGGAAUAUUUACAGCACCCCUGAAUUUCUCUUUUCACCUGA